AUGAGCAGCCCUAAGCGGAGAAUCGAGACCGAUGUGAGUAUCCUCCUCCCGCACCUGUUGAUGAGUGACUAUGAGGUGACUCUGGUCAAUGAUAAUAAAUUCUACGUCCGCUUCAAGGGCCCGGAGGAGACUCCGUUCGCUGGUGGCCACUGGAAGAUCCACGUCGAACUCCCUGAUCAAUACCCGUACAAGAGCCCCAGCAUCGGGUUCGUCAACCGGAUCUUCCACCCGAACAUUGAUGAGCUUUCCGGCUCCGUCUGCCUCGACGUCAUCAACCAGACCUGGUCGCCCAUGUACGACAUGAUCAAUAUCUUCGAGGUCUUCCUCCCUCAGCUCCUCCGCUACCCCAACCCGUCCGAUCCCCUCAACGGUGAAGCAGCAGCCAUGCUCAUGCGCGAGCCCAAGACCUACGAUGCAAAAGUGAAAGAGUAUGUUGCCAAGUACGCCAGCAAAGAUGCCGUCGACGACGCCGGCGAAGACACCGAGUCGGAAGACGAGCUGAGCUCGGCCGGAAGCUAUGAAUCCGGUGGCGAGGAGCCGGCCGGUACGAUGGAUGAUGUUUAAAGGAAACCCAACCGACCGCUCUCACCACUCCGCUCUCUCUCUCUCUCUCUCACACACACACAAUCCUUCGCAACCAUGCCCUUGCAUCUAGACUGAUUUCAGUCACUUUCUUUUCCGCCCGUUUCUCUGCUCCUGAUUUGGACAUUAUACUCCCAUCUAUAUCGCAUUGGCAUUGCCUCGUCCUUUUUUUCACACCUCUCCGCCUCCAUCUUCUGCUUCCCUUCUCCCGAUUUGCGAUUUAUUUUUAUUAUCUUAUCAAGUGAGAUCACAUGCCGGUGUCAGGCUGGAAGGCGUUCCUUGGCGGAGUUCUUUUUUUUUUUUUUUUUUUUUUUUUGUCUUUCUCUGCUGAAGUCCGCUGGUGCAAUUGAAUUGUCUUUAUUCCUCGUCAUGAGGAUGUUGUUG
Molecule: messenger RNA, 966 nt
Organism: Aspergillus japonicus CBS 114.51
Lineage: Eukaryota; Fungi; Ascomycota; Eurotiomycetes; Eurotiales; Aspergillaceae
Product: E2 ubiquitin-conjugating protein UBC8
Exons: 6
Coding region: 1-564 (187 amino acids)
Biological process (GO): ubiquitin-dependent protein catabolic process; protein polyubiquitination
Cellular component (GO): nucleus
Molecular function (GO): ubiquitin conjugating enzyme activity
Source: RefSeq, a predicted model, not a curated record